AUGAGUGGAACAACCGAAUCAAAUAAGCACUUACACAAAUCACUUAAAUUUAUUUUAAUAAUCGCUCAAGUUUUUGGAUUUUUUCCGGUCAAAGGUAUUUUAUGUGAUUACGUAUUUUCUCUGAGGUAUUUCUCUAUAUCUGCGCGAGAACUUUUAUCCCUUUUCGUGUGUGUUAUUGGGUGGCUGGAUUGUCUUGCAAACGUAAGAAUAUUAAUCAAUAGCGGCUUUAACGCACACUACUUAAAUGGCGCGGUGUUCAGUUUCAGUAACGCAACAUAUUUUUUUCUUUUUUUGAGAUUAGCGAGAGAGUGGCCAAAAUUUAUGAAACACUUAGUUCGACUGGAAAAUCAAUUAUUUGCGAGAUAUAACUGGCCGCACAAUUUUGACUUUAACGUAAAACUGUUUGCUACGAUUUUUCUUUGUUGGGAGCUUGUGGAACAUGUUGCCGUUCAGGGGAAUAAAAUAAUUGUGGCUAUAAAUUGCAAGGGAUCCUUUGAACUUGUCAUUCAACAUUACUUAAAGACAAUGGGGUUUCGACAAGAGUUUGAACUGAUCCAUUACUCUCACCUACGAGGCGUUAUUCUCCAGGCAGUUAACACGUGCUUUGCGUGCUGUUGGACAUACGUGGACUUGUUUAUUUUAUUAGUCUCUUAUUAUUUCACCGCAAGGUUUAAACAAAUAAGAAAACAUGUUCUUUCACUCAAAAAUGAUAAAAUAAUAUCAGAGAAGGAGUGGAGAGAUGUGCGAGAAGAUCAUAAUCAACUGUGUAAUAUUUGUGCUCUUUUCAACAAGAAGUUGUCCAGUUUUAUAUUAUUAUCGGUUUUCACGAAUAUUUAUUACAUGGUUUUUCACAUUUUUAGAAUUGUGAACGUAAAACAUACAACUCUAGAGUUUGUGUAUUUUAUUUUAUCUUUUGGUUUAUUAAUUUCGAGGACUAUUGGUAUGUGCUGGGUUGGAGGACUGCUGUUCGAAGAAACUAGAGCUUUUCUUCCUGCUCUUGCUUCGACACCAACAAAAAUGUGUAAUAUCGAGAUCGACAGAUUUAUUGAGGAAGUGCGCUGCAGGAGUAUUGGGUUUACUGGAAAAAAAUUCUUUACGAUAAACAAGCUCCUAAUUUUGAAGGUGAAACCGUUUAUCAUCUUUUUUGUGAAAAAAUAA
Messenger RNA from Zophobas morio, 1158 nucleotides. Its product is annotated as gustatory receptor for sugar taste 64a-like. The record is from RefSeq and is a predicted model, not a curated record. Gene Ontology annotation, biological process: detection of chemical stimulus involved in sensory perception of taste; sensory perception of chemical stimulus. Gene Ontology annotation, cellular component: membrane. The transcript is spliced from 5 exons. Lineage: Eukaryota; Metazoa; Arthropoda; Insecta; Coleoptera; Tenebrionidae. Bases 1 to 1158 code for a protein of 385 amino acids. Gene Ontology annotation, molecular function: taste receptor activity.